AUGGGUAAGAAAGGAAGCAACUGGUUCUCAUCAGUGAAGAAAGUUUUCAAGUCUUCUUCUAAGGACUCGCCGGUGCCGGAAAACAAGAAGGAAAAGGAAGAGAGUUGGCAGAAUGAAGUAGCAGAGGAAGUAUCUAUGGAGCAUUUUCCUGCAUAUAGUUCACCAGAUAUCACCAAUGAAGGAAGUACCACAUCGACACCAAUGACGGAAGAAAGAAACCAUGCUAUUGCCUAUGCAGUAUCAGCAGCAGCAGCAGCUGAGGCUGCAGUGGCAGCUGCUAGAGUAGUGAGAUUGUCUGGUUACGGACGUAACUCUAGGGGAGAAAGAGCAGCAAUACUCAUUCAAUCACAUUAUAGAGGAUACCUAGCUCGGCGUGCAUUGCGUGCUUUGAAGGGACUAGUAAGAUUACAAGCACUUGUGAGAGGACAUAAUGUGCGGAAGCAAGCACAAAUGACAAUGAGAUGCAUGCAAGCAUUGGUGAGAGUACAAGGAAGAGUAAGAGCCCGCAGACUCCAAUUGACUCAUGAGAAACAUCAAAGAACAGUUGAGGAAGAACAACAACAUCAUCCUAUGAUAACUGGUUGGGAUUAUAGGCGUCAAAGUAGCCAGAAAAUCAAGGAAAAGGCUCUUCCACACACUUUCAACCGUCAGCAACAACAAAAGCAAUAUUUGCAUAUAGAACCAAGUGUUGAUGAUAUUGAAAGCUAUGUCACUGAACGUGAAAGAGCUCAAUUGGAUUGGAACUGGUUGGAACAUUGGAUGUUAUCACAAUCACACAAUGUUAAGCACUUAGGAUUGGCCCCAGAUGAGACCCCACCAUAUACAACAACCACUGAUGACAUGUCUGAGGAAAAGACAGUUGAAAUGGACAUGAUGGGCCUAAUGAACCAAGAAUAUCAUGAGUUAAGCCCAAUAUCUAAAUACCACCAAAGACAGUACAGUGUACCAAGCUAUAUGGCCCCAACCCUAUCUGCAAAGGCCAAGAUUAGGAGUCAAGGCCCAUCGAAACAUCGGGCUUCAUUUGGGUCUUACUGGAGCUCAUCAAGGAGUCCUACAAUUGGGCUGAGCUAUGACUCAUCCGGCUCUAGCGGGGCCACAGCUGCUCAUGCGAUAACAAGAAGCCCAAGCCCAAAAAUGAAUGGGAUUCGCCUUCAAUCUAAACGGAUUUCGGGUGGUGAGGAUUGGCCCAUCCCUCCUGGAGGUCAUGGCUGGACAAGAUUUGAUUGA
Molecule: messenger RNA, 1227 nt
Organism: Vicia faba (fava bean)
Lineage: Eukaryota; Viridiplantae; Streptophyta; Magnoliopsida; Fabales; Fabaceae
Source: the annotation of a GenBank genome assembly